GGGAGGCGGCGGCGGCGGCGGAAGGGAGCGCGGCGGCGGCGGCUCCUAUUUGAGGCCGGGCCGGGAGCAGGUAAAAAUGGCUGCAGAAGAGAAGUGGAACGACUGGGCUUGGAAACCGCAUAGCGCGGCCGACCAGGCAGGCGACAAGGACUCGUGCAUCCUUCUGGGCCAGCAGCUAGAGGAACCGGGAAGAUUUGCUUAUGCAGCGCUCUGUGGCAUCUCCCUAGCGUGGCUGUUCCCUGAAAAAGAGCAAAGCUCCUUCAGGAUAGAAUUCAUUGAGGGCUUGGUGAAAUGGCUGGACCUGCCUGAUGCUGUCUUGUCUGCCAUGACAGCAUUUGCCAGUGGCUUAGGAGGCGAGGGCACAGAAACUUUUGCCCAGAUUUUGCUGAAGGAUCCCAUACUGAAAGAUAAUCCCGUUGUCAUUACCCAGGAUCUUGUGUCCUUCUCUCUUAAAGACGGAUACUAUGACGCUCGAGCGAGGGUGUUGAUCUCCCACAUCACCUGGUUGCUGCGGAUCCCCUUGGAGGAGCUGGAAGCCCUGGAGGAGUCUUUGCUUGAGAGCCUGAAGGAACAAAAAGAGGAAGAGUCAGAAACUGCAGAAGUGUCACGAAAAAAGAAGGAAAGAAGAAAGAAACUGAAGAGAUACCUGCUGAUCGGCUUGGCAACCGUCGGGGGCGGAACGGUGAUCGGCUUGACAGGGGGUCUUGCUGCCCCUCUGGUUGCUGCCGGAGCUGCUACUAUCAUUGGAAGUGCUGGGGCAGCUGCUUUAGGUUCAACUGCUGGCAUUGCCAUCAUGGCAUCGCUUUUUGGAGCGGCUGGAGCUGGCCUAACUGGAUACAAGAUGAAGAAACGUGUGGGAGCCAUAGAGGAGUUUGAAUUUCUCCCCCUUACUGAAGGAAAGCAGCUUCACAUCACCAUAGCAAUUACUGGAUGGCUGUGCACCGGCAGAUACGGGAGCUUCACGGCCCCAUGGAGCAGCAUGUUGCAGUCAAGCGAGCAGUAUUGUCUGGCCUGGGAAUCCAAGUACUUGAUGGAGCUGGGCAACGCCUUAGAUUCCCUGCUGAACGGAUUUGUUAACAUGAUGGCUCAAGAAGCCCUGAAAUUCACUGUCUUGUCAGGUAUCGUGACAGCCUUGACUUGGCCAGCUUCACUCCUGACUGUUGCCAGUGUCAUUGACAACCCCUGGGGAGUGUGUCUGCAUCGAUCAGCUGAAGUAGGCAAACAUCUGGCGCAUAUACUGCUCAGCCGACAGCAGGGCAAGCGACCCGUCACACUGAUCGGCUUCAGUCUGGGUGCGAGAGUCAUUUACUUCUGCCUGCAGGAGAUGGCUCAAGAAAAAGACUCACAAGGGAUCAUUGAAGAUGUGGUCUUACUGGGAGCUCCAGUGGAAGGAGAAGCCAAGUACUGGAAAGCCAUCACAAAAGUGGUGUCGGGCAGGAUCAUAAACGGCUUUUGCAGGGGGGACUGGCUGCUGGGGUUUGUGUACAGAACCUCUUCGGUCCAGCUCAACGUUGCAGGCCUCCAGCCAGUCGACUUGGAUGACAGGAGGAUGGUAAAUGUGGACCUCUCAUCUGUACGCCGCUGCAAAACCGGCCUCGUGACUUGCAGUUAUUUCAACGUGCAGGACCAUCACGUGCGUCUCUUCCUCAACAACAGAUUCACUGUCACUUUUUGAAGUGGAAAGUAAACCAAGUCGCUGCAGUGGCAGCACCAGGAGUUGCUGAGCUGGCUGUAUGGAGAUAUUCCACCCCGAGGAGUUUGCAUUUCAUUACGUGUGUACACAAAGCCUCUGACACACCAGCAGGAAGCGGGGACUGCUGCAAAGCGAGGUGUGAUUAUUAUCCGAGCUUCAGAAGCUGCAGCUCGCUCUGUGAACUCUUUUCACCCCACGCAGAAUAACUUGCAUUGAAGUAGAUACCGUUUGUCAAAAGGGGAUCCUGUAAAUGUGAUGCCCUCCAAGCCACAUCCUGAUCCUGCUGGAACAAGGCAGCUCUGGAGAGAAGUUUUAACUUGCGGGUAUUUUUUCCCGCAUGAUGAAGUUGCUCUUUGGACGUGACAGGUUCAAAGCGAAUCCGAGGGGUGAAAUGCUCAGCCACAUGAAUGACCGGGCAUGGUGGAGAGCACUCGCUCUCUGGGAUCCUCACCGAGCCCAGAGGACGUUUCAUGGAGCCCGGCAGAAGGAGGGAAGCGGAGCCCAGCUGCUCUGGCCUUCAUGCACGUAGCCGAGAGGCCAAAGGACUUUCGGCUGAGCUCUUUUGGAUGAUGCAGCUCUGCAAAGCAAACAGCUUUAGGAGUCCUCUGUGUCCUGCUCUUCGCAUGGGCCGCUGGUACUGGCGGAGGAGCUGUUUCGAAGUAAGACAGGAUCUUCAAGCAGUCAGAUCUGAAGUGAGCAAAGACUUUUCUGCCCAUUUCGUGGAGAGAGCUGCACGGCAGCUGCCAUGGAGGCCAUUCCCGUCCCUUUCCAGACCCCGAUCUCCGCUUCCUGGCCCUCUCCGCCUGGAAAUGCUCUCAUUAAUCCAGAUAGCAGCUUCUGGGUUAUAGAGCCCAUCCUUUGCCUUGGUACGGAGACCACCAGCGGGUCGGUCUCAGGCCCAGGGACGAUGACAUUAUUUGUGUUCAAAGCACCUGUAAAUUCAGAACGGUGUUUUUAUGAGACCAUAACCAGAGGCACUGACUGUACUGAACACGAAUUCAGUGAGGAUUUAAUGGACACAGCUGAGCAUGCUCAAGGACACUUUUGACACUUUUGAGUGGAUCUGAACUUGAAAACCUUUCCGAAAGAUCUGAAAUGAUGGCUCCGUUGAGCUGAUUGAUAGAUCCACCUGAACAACGCAAUAAACUGCAGCCCUUUGGAGAUCUCUCUGUGCCAUGCUCUGGUCCUGCAGCAGAAUUAUUGAUAGAGGCAGUUGGCCUGUGUCUUCCCAUAAGUCAAAAGAACCAUAAAACUGGAUAUAAUAGAUGAGAAGUCGCCUAAGCACACAGUUAUCAUUUCCUUAUAGCAAACAUAAAUGUAUUUGUUUUGUAGCCGUGGUUACAAAAAUAACUUUUUCAUUCUGUUUGUUCAGAGGUUCCUCCUGCACUUUGUUCUCACAAAUAAACAAGCGUUUCUCUUGAAAGUUUUUAUUGUCCCUUACAAGGUUUUGAAAGGUCCCAUCCCUUCUCCAGCAUGGCCCACCCAGCAGAGGAAUGCAGCUCUUCCAAUUGCAUGGGAAGACGGGCGUCUGAGAGUGGGAAUUGCUGAGUUUUCCUACCAGGAUGGUGUCACAUCUUGAGAGUGGCAAUGCAAGCGCCCUAGCUGCUCUUUUGCCGAUGGCUCACGGAUUAAUGUCACAGCACAGCAGACCUCUGCAGAGGAGUCCUACCUGCUGUUCAGCGCCUCAGUGCUUGCAUUUGUCUUCAAAAUCCUGUCCUGGAAACAGGAGUGAGUUGCUUUUAAAGAGUUUUAAAGAGUUUUUAGCUGUAUUAAUCAGUCUACAGUAAGGGACAGACUUUCGGGAGGUCUCAGCUCCUCUUGUAGUUGCACGAGGAGGAGCCCAGCUGUCCAGAAGUGCUUAUACGCGGCAUCUCCCGGGGAUGGCGAUGCUCGAGGAAGAGGAAUUCCCCACUGUUUUGGCGGAAGCUGCUGGAUACUGAAGACUUAAGAAAAUCUAGUCCUUAGGGCGACAGAGGAAAUAUGUUCUCUGUGACUAAUGAGUAGGUAACGCAAUAAGCCACUUCUUAGAAAUCCCCAGGCGCUGGCCAAGGCAGGUAGAUGGUACUGUCACCAAGGAAUGGCUUCAAAAUACUGCAAACCAAGAGACUUAAGUCCGUUUCUGUCUUGUUUCUACCCACCUUGUCCAGCUCUCUGCUCGUUUCCCUUUUCGUCCCCGCUCCUAAGCCCCCCUCCAGAGUAGCGAAGGGCGCUUCCUUCUCCAGAGAACAACGUGCACAUCUUAACAGCCAGUCCAUUAGUGCUUCGAUGGUUCUUUUAAUUAACUAAUCUCUUCAAAAUAUCAAGAGUCUGUUGAGCCAUCUGGACCGAUGAAAGUCACAUAUUGCGUUACUAACGGGCUGAUUAAACCCUUCGUUUUGCUCCAAGUUCUACGUGUACCCAAAUGUUGCCGCUCAGAAGCUGCUGGGAGAUCUGAAUUUUGCCCUCGCCCGACACGACGUUUGCUAACGGCGUGGCGCAGAGGGCUGCUGCUAAUCCUGGUUGCUGAUGUAGCAAGAAAGACCCUUGCAGACAUCAGGAUCAGUCCGCCAAGGUCUGUAAGGGAGGCUGGCAGGGAGGUGAUAGCGCAAGUUUGGAGCAAAUAGGACCGAGCAGCUUCAGGACUGCAAUCGCAGUGAAUUUGCUGCGCAUGCAAAGGCAGAAUAGAUAUGUCUUAUUUUUUUUCUGGCUGGAUUAGGGAGGAAUUAAACUGUUCCGAUUUGCCAAAAACGCUAGAAUGGCUCAAGGUAUAAAUCAUACCCCUCCGCGGCAACCUGCAGGGCCAGCCGAUCGGCGAGCCGUGGCAAUAGCCUCAAGCCAGCAGCGCUUUCAGCUCUGCAGAAAAACCUUUAACAUACAAUAAUAUCGCUGCGGAGGGGGUUUUCUCUCCCUCCUGCGCCCUGCGAGGAAGGGUGCAUUCCAACAUCCCUAUCAGAAGGUUUUAUCUUAUCGUGGGAACCACCCCACCGUUGCACGGCUGUGUUUUUGCAACAACAUAUUGCUGACUUUAAUUUGGUUUAUGAACCCAUAACUCCUGGAUUCCCAGUUUUAUACUGUGUUCUCAAGGAAAGGUCAGUGCAUGUUUAAACAGAGGCUCCGAGCACCUCCUGGCCAAGAACCUUAACACACUUGGUGGCUGUUGUGAGAUUUAACGACUGCCUCCUAAUUUAUAUAAGGUGAUCUUUGCUUUUGCAAGGAGCCAAGGCGCAGGGCGGAGGUGUGAUUUACCCUGGGAGCUGGGAGUCGGAACGAGACUCCUCGUCUCCCGCCUGGGAGUCUCUCACCACCGCAGACCACCUCCGCUCCUACCUUGCGGCGUGCAGAGUCUGGUUUUGCAACUGAGCCACAGCCACGUGUUUAAACACCCGAACGGCCCCGGGGAGAGGCAGUGCCGGAGCGGACGGUGGUGCCCGGGUUGCGGGGCUUGGUCGGGGCGGGUUCCCCGCAGCUUCCCCGCUAACGGUGC
Molecule: messenger RNA, 5156 nt
Organism: Dromaius novaehollandiae (emu)
Lineage: Eukaryota; Metazoa; Chordata; Aves; Casuariiformes; Dromaiidae
Gene: TMCO4
Product: transmembrane and coiled-coil domains 4
Exons: 14
Coding region: 77-1675 (532 amino acids)
Source: RefSeq, a predicted model, not a curated record